Messenger RNA from Gossypium raimondii (Peruvian cotton), 1744 nucleotides. RefSeq names its product ethylene-responsive transcription factor ERF060. Gene Ontology annotation, biological process: regulation of DNA-templated transcription. Lineage: Eukaryota; Viridiplantae; Streptophyta; Magnoliopsida; Malvales; Malvaceae. The transcript has a single exon. Gene Ontology annotation, molecular function: DNA-binding transcription factor activity; DNA binding. Bases 385 to 1383 code for a protein of 332 amino acids. The record is from RefSeq and is a predicted model, not a curated record.
UUGAAAUCCAAGUGUGUAAAACAGCAAGGUGAGGCCACAAAAAGAGAGAGAGAGAGAGAGAGAGAGAGAGAGAGAGAGAUUUUUCAGAUUUUGUUGCAGUGUCCAAUCAUUCGGUUUUUUUUCUUAAUUCCCCCCCUUUUUUUCUUUAAUUCCCAGCUUCUCUGAAUCUCUUUCUGUCUUUCAAGCUGAAAAUAAAAGGCAAAAAAAUCUGUUCUUUUUGAAAGCCAGGUGAUUCAGAAUAGAGAUCCAGGUUUGGGUUUUUCUUUUAAAUUAUAGUUUUAAUCUCUACUUUGAUCAGCUAAGAGGGUUUAUUUUGGGUCCCUCAAAGUUGGGUUUUGCCUGUUCUUUGGUUUUGAUUAAGAAACAGGUCCGUUUUUUUUGGAUAUGGCAGCUGUUAUAGAUAUGUAUAAUAGUAGCAGAAACUCAGUUUUUUAUGAUCCUUUAAGAGAAGAGUUAAUGAAAGCACUUGAACCUUUUAUGAAAAGUGCUUCUUCUUCUUCUUCUCCCUUACAGCCCAAUUUGUACCCUGAAUAUUGCUCCCCAUUGAACAGUAGUACCCACUUGUUUUCAAACCAUGGGUUCUCUAACUAUAACAAGAACAUGUUGGGUUUUGAGCAAACAGGUAGUUCACUUGGGCUUAACCAACUCACCCCUUCUCAAAUCCUUCAAAUUCAAUCCCAAAUAUUACAUCAACAACAACAGCAACAGGUUGCUUCCAUGGCGGCUGUUGCAACACCACCACCAACAACCUUUGAGAACCCAAGGGUGGGCUUUCUUUCACCAAAGCCUGUUCCUAUGAAACAUGUCUCUUCCACCCCACCAAAAGCUGCGAAGCUUUAUAGGGGUGUGAGACAGAGGCAUUGGGGCAAAUGGGUGGCUGAAAUUAGACUCCCUAAGAACCGAACACGACUUUGGCUUGGCACUUUCGACACAGCUGAAGAAGCAGCCUUGGCUUACGACAAGGCUGCUUACAAGCUUAGAGGAGAGUUCGCUAGGCUGAAUUUUCCCCACCUUAAGCACCAAGGAGCUCAUGUUUUUGGCGAGUUUGGUGACUACAAACCCCUCCAUGCCUCGGUUGAUGCUAAGCUCCAGGCUAUCUGUCAAAGCUUACAAGCACAAGGCAAUCCAGUGAAGACGAAGACCCUCCCCAAGGCCGCGGAGUUUCAUUACCCCAUCAAAACCGAGGAGUUCGAUCAUAAACAAGACAACUCAUCAUCAUCAUCAUCAUCAGUUGAUGAAUCAUCAUUAGCAGGAUCAUUAUCUUCACCAGAAUCUGAUAUCACUUUCUUUGAUUUCUCUGAUUCCAAAUGGGAAGACAAUGAAAUUGAAAACUUCAAUUUAGAUAAGUUCCCAUCACUGGAAAUCGAUUGGGAAGCCAUUUGAGUCCCUAAAAACACAAAUAUCAUGUAAUUUUCUUGUAUUUUCUUAGGUCUAAGCAUCUUUUACCUUUGUCAUGUAGGCUUUUUUUUUUUCUUUCCUUAGUGUCUCUAGUGGUCUGUCUACAAUGGGAUUUUUGACAUUUGUAGAAGAUCAAUGGAGGUUUUUAAAUUAGGGGUAUCAGUUUAGAAUUUGUAUCAUGUUAAAAAAUAUAUAUGUUGUAAGCGCAAGAGGUAUCUCCUUUCUAAAGACACUGGUCUUGCUGGUACUGUUUUUUAAUUAUCCUAGCAAUGGCCGUUGGAGUGCUUCAACUGUUUAUGUUUGGUUCCAUUAUUGUUAAAAGAAAAACUAGUAAAUAUUCCUACAA